Molecule: messenger RNA, 1273 nt
Organism: Effrenium voratum
Lineage: Eukaryota; Dinophyceae; Suessiales; Symbiodiniaceae
Source: the annotation of a GenBank genome assembly
CCAGGACGGUCAUAUACCGGUGACUCGCAGACCCUGAUGGUUGCGAAUGAUACGCUGAUCCUUCCGCAAUCGGUGCACAAUCCUGGCGGCAAUAAUGCCAUGAUGGCCAUCAGCACCAAAGACGGGAGCUUCCUUUGGGAUUACGUUGGUGAUGAACUCAUUUGGAACUUUUCCCCGGCGUAUCCCGGGGAUGAGACCUUGGUCGUCGGUUCUGGAUGCGGCACCGUGUACCGCAUCGCCUUCGGGGGGAAGCUCCUGUGGAAGGCCGGCGUCCAGAGCGGAAGCCCCAUUUUCUGCGGCACUGGGGGUGCUGCGCUGGGGCCCAACGGAGUCAUCUACCACGAGUACAACACAUUGGACGACAACUCUUUGCAGGCCGCCCUGGGCAUCAUCAAGGGCAAUACCUCAGGAAUCACCGGGCACCUGGCCGCCUAUCGCCUCAGCGACGGGCAGAAACUCUGGCAAAAGGAGUUCGGUCCACGCUACUUAGGCAUGCAGUACCCCUCGGUGGGGAGGCUGGGCCCUUCCGGGCCGCUGGCCGUGGUGGUGGCCGUCGGCGAGAACCCCGGCACGCCGGUUGUCAUGGAGAAGGAGGAAAGAGCGAGAUAUUUGGCGGAUCCGGAGUACCGGAAGAAGAUGGGGGUGCCGACCUUUGUGAACGCGGUGGUCGCGCUGGAUGCGGAGAGCGGGGACCAGCUGUGGCGCUUCGAGGAGGAGCCCUGGAAUCACUUCGGGGCGGCCGGGGACGAGGAGCGCGUCCCCGAGUUCAAGGACAGCAUCGAAAACCCGAUUUGCCUGCCGGACUUGCAGGGGAUCCCGGUGAUCAACUCCUAUGAUGGCACCGUCUACGCCGCCAGCGCCCAUGCCGGCAAUCUCACAGCCAUCCGCGACCUGAACGGUGAUGGAAUUAUCCAAGAGUCAGAGACCAAGGUCUUCAGCCCUGGGAUUGCUUUCCUGAACUCGCCCUCCUGGGCUCCCGGCAUGGGGGUGGUUGCCCCCUGCUGGGGCCCCAUGUACGUCUUCAAGAGCUGAGACCGGGCGCUCGGAGCGCGCGCAUGAUGAAGUGAUGCGGAACAAGCUUUGCUGGUAAACAAGUUAUAGUGCUUUACCAAAGCCUCGAUGGUUUCCGACUGCUGAGGAAGUGAGUCCAUCUGCCUUCUCGCACGUAAGACGCGAGGAAAAGGGAUGGAGUUAUUUCAUGCAGCCAGAGGCCAAUCAGAACCGGCUGCCAGCCUCCCAUGUUUGUUUUUCUUUUUUUCUUUUUUUUUUCCGU